UCAUCAGCCGGCUAUUUUUAAACCAGACCACGAUGGUUAUUUUGUAACACAAGUGUUUCAACGUGGUGUGUCAACAUUUUCUGAAGAACCUUCAGCAACGUCAUCCCCCACACUCUUCCCCUCUCCCCGGCUGUAUUUGUCUUCCUUAGAGCAAUGCGAUGCUGUGGUUAGUUCAUUCUGUGCACCACUGCAACACAUCCAUCCACAAUUUUGCAUCCACAAAGUGGUGCGUUUUUGGGGGGGUUUCUGGACAGAUUUAGUGCUGCUGUGAGUGUGCAGCAUUUGGGUUUGUGCGUGAGGAAGCAGUGUGGUUGUCGCCUCCGUGGUGUCACAGCUAAAACACUUCCUCGUCCUUCUUUGCUCUCAUCAGCCCACCGACCCGCAGAGAACAUGGACGGCUUAUAAUCCACCAGCGUACACUGACCUCCCAUGUGCGACACUGACUUCACAUUGUCUCAUAAGACUUUAAUCUCAGUUGAAUUAUUGAUGUGAAGUUUAUGACCUGAAGAAGAACACGUGGGAUGUAAAAAUCUGAUCAAUUUGAUUUCUGGGUGUUGCGCGGUUCUUCCUACCAAUUGAGCGAUGCCUCGUUCUUUCUUGGUGAAGCGAGGAGGGCUGCACCACCUUUGGAAAAAGGCAGGGCCCCGGAAUACUUCCCUGGAGUACUCCACAUCAGAAACGCCAGAUAAUAACGCAGUGCAGGAGCUUCCUGCUGCCACCCAGUCUCAUGGAAGUGAGCACAUUCAGCCAUUCAUUCUCAAAUAUUAUGACUGGAGACCUGCUGAGCCUUGCAGUCCGGUCAUCACAAAUACUUUUAGCGCCGUGGAGAAAGUCGAGUCUCCCCCUUCCACACCAACGUUACGGUCCAGACCUCAUGUGAUCUCAGGAUAUCCAGACAAACUGUCUGUGGGACUGGGAGACUUGACACAGCACCCUCACAUCCCGAGGAAGACCAGGAGCAGCAGCUGCUCGAAGACCAGUGCUCCGAGGCAGGAGUGUCCACUCUGUAGCAAAAUAUGUUCAUGUCUGUCGAGGUUGAUGACUCACAUAUGCAAGAAUCAUGGAGGCCGAGCACCAGCACACGAGAAGUCCAGCAGGACAGACACUGAGCUGUCACCAUGCAGGGGCAAGGAGAGGACGUUUGGCUGUACAGUGUGUGGGAAAGUGUUCAAGCGCUCCUCCACCCUCUCCACUCAUCAGCUCAUACACUCGGACACGCGGCCCUACCCCUGCCAGUACUGUGGCAAACGGUUCCACCAGAAGUCUGACAUGAAGAAACACACUUUCAUACACACCGGCGAGAAGCCCCACGUGUGUCAGAUAUGUGGGAAGGCGUUCAGCCAGAGCUCCAACCUCAUCACCCACAGCCGGAAACACAGGGACGACCGGCCCCAUCGCUGUCCUCGCUGCCACUACGGCUUCCAGCAACGAGGGGACCUUCGGCAGCACCAGGAGCAGCACUGCACCUACCGCUGACUCGGAGUCGGACCGCUGACUCGGACUCACACAGCCUUGUUCUUUUUUUAACAUCCAGCGGAAACAUACUUUGGCAUCAUGUCAAGAGCAAAAAAGGACAAAUGUCAUCAUGAAUGUCACUCCUGAAGAUGAUUCAGUUUAUGGGAGAUUUCCCCCACUUGAUGUGUGUGCACACUCUCUGCAGAUCUGUGAUCCAGAGCUUUUAUGCAAAGUUCACAAUGAGCGCAAUAAACGGAGAUAUCAUUUGCG
This is a messenger RNA of Cyclopterus lumpus (lumpfish), 1725 nucleotides long. Its product is annotated as zinc finger protein Gfi-1b-like. Bases 583 to 1476 code for a protein of 297 amino acids. Gene Ontology annotation, molecular function: DNA-binding transcription factor activity, RNA polymerase II-specific; RNA polymerase II cis-regulatory region sequence-specific DNA binding. The record is from RefSeq and is a predicted model, not a curated record. The transcript is spliced from 6 exons. NCBI's taxonomy places the organism in Eukaryota, Metazoa, Chordata, Actinopteri, Perciformes, Cyclopteridae. Gene Ontology annotation, biological process: regulation of transcription by RNA polymerase II.